AUGGCUUAAGAUUAGCGAUCUCCUUUUGAAUUAAGAAUCUGGCACUUCUAUACUAAAGAAGAGAAAUCUAUAUCUCUUCUAAAUGCUUAUAAUUAGAGAGUGAUAUUUUCAGAAGAUAUCAAAUCUUUCCUUUUUAAGGAUAGAUUAAAUACAUUGACAUAUUUGGGAUUUCCAGUUGCCUGUUAUGCUCUCUUUCAUAUAGUGGAGCCUUGUAGCCAUAUAUUGCUACAAAGUAUUCAGUAUCAGCAUAAAGAUUGAUUCUUGCAGCUAUAUCAGGCGUUCUUUGGUUAGACUGGUUACAUUUUAAUCCAUUUUACUAUGCCUUAUAAAAGUAAUGAGAAUUGUUGAAAGAUUAUCAUAGUGAAAAAUUAAAUUUGUUAAAUUUAAUAGUAAGAAGAGUAGGAUUAAAUAGGAAGGCAUUAAAUGAAUAAGUACCUCGUACUUGGACAACUUAAGAUAUACAUAGAUAAAUUAGAGAGUCUUACAAUAAUAGACAUGGUUUCUUUACUAAUAUCUUUUAUCCAUGUGAGGAAUGA
Messenger RNA from Paramecium primaurelia, 536 nucleotides. Lineage: Eukaryota; Ciliophora; Oligohymenophorea; Peniculida; Parameciidae. The record is from the annotation of a GenBank genome assembly.